AUGACGUUCGCUGCUGUUGUUCGCGCUGGUGUACUUGCAUCCGCGCUAGCGGUCACCCUAACGCACGGGUACGCGUUUUCAGAGACCUCUGACGCGUCGAAAGUGGAGGACAGCACGGGGCUAACAGUCAACGAGGAGGACCGCAUCUUUGGUGGAUCGGAGGCGGACGCGUCCAAGUACCCGUUUGUUGUGAGUUUGCGCCAGAACGACGCUGGCGGCAGCACUUACUGCGGCGGCGCGCUUAUUGCCUCGCAGUACGUGGUUACGGCUGCUCACUGCGUCAAGACCGACCGAGCUACCAUUUACGCGUCGAUUGGAACUGCAUUUGCUUCGGGAUCGAGUGACGGGCAGCAGGUGAAGGUGAUCCAGGGCUACCGCCACCCCAAGUACAACAAGUCCGCGCAUUUGUACGAUGUGGGUCUUCUCAAGCUUGAGAAGAAGGUCUCUACAACGACGGUCGGGUUGGCUGCGCCUGACGGAUCGGACAACACGGUCGGCACUGUGGCGACAGUCAGAGGAUGGGGCCUCACCGAAAACGGAUCGCAAAGCGUGAAGAUGGAGGAAGUGAAUGUGAACAUAAUUUCAAACGCCGAGUGCAACAAGGAGUACGGCAAGCGAAUCACCGAAGGAAUGAUGUGUGCGGGUAACGGCGACGGCAAGGACACGUGCAACGGCGAUUCUGGGGGUCCUCUCAUUGCGAACGACGUUCUGGUUGGCAUUGUUAGCUGGGGUGGCAAAUGCGGCGUCAAUGCUGGCGUGUACACUCGCGUCGCGUACGUGCUCGACUACAUCAACAGCAUCGUUAGUGGCGGUUCGGGCAGCAGCUUCACCCCAAGUGCACCGAGCUCGGCAGGUGAGAGUCGAGGCGCAGAUUCGUCGAAUGUCGAUGUCUCUGCAACAGAAACCCCUGCGACUGAGACCCCGACACCUGUGCCUAUCACCGAGGCACCAAAGACUGAAGCCCCGACGCCCUCACCGACUCCGGCACCGACGUCAGCUCCAACGACGGUGCCGCCUGACACGGUAGCUCCAUCCACCGAGGAGCCAGAGACGGAGAGUCCUAACACGGAUCAAGCGGAUCAGUCGGAGUCUUCACCAAACUCAGCGGAUCACAGUGAGAACGCUACGGAUUCGGCCGAGCAGAGCAUGCCAACCUAUGAUCCGACGCCCGCCUCAGGCAAGAAGAUCGACAGCGGCAAGGACUGCGCUUCACAGUUUUGA
Molecule: messenger RNA, 1221 nt
Organism: Phytophthora sojae
Lineage: Eukaryota; Oomycota; Peronosporomycetes; Peronosporales; Peronosporaceae
Product: serine protease trypsin-like protein
Exons: 1
Coding region: 1-1221 (406 amino acids)
Biological process (GO): proteolysis
Molecular function (GO): serine-type endopeptidase activity
Source: RefSeq, a predicted model, not a curated record